Molecule: messenger RNA, 537 nt
Organism: Blepharisma stoltei
Lineage: Eukaryota; Ciliophora; Heterotrichea; Heterotrichida; Blepharismidae
Source: the annotation of a GenBank genome assembly
AUGGGAGGAGUCGGAAGCCAACUACGUCGAGAAGAAGUUGAAGAAUUAAUGAGAAAAUCGAAAUUUAAUCAAAAAGAGCUCAAAAGGAUUUAUCGAAGAUUUGCCAGACUUGACCACGAAGAAAAAGGCUGGGUUAGUGUCGAUGACAUUUUGACGCUUCCUGAAUUAACAAAUCAUCCUAUGAGAGAUCGGAUUGCUCGAAUGAUGACUAUUGACAUGGGUGAAGUCAUUGAUUUUAAGCUGUUUGUAGAAACUAUAUCACUAUUCAGUGAUAGGCUGAAUCCUGAAGAAAAGCUCCGAUAUUUUUUCAAACUUUAUGAUAUGGAUGGAGAUGGGUUUGUUGGGGAAGGUGAAUUAUUUGUAAUGCUGAGAAUCCUGGUAGGUGGGUCAUUAAAUGAUGCACAAGUCCAAAGCAUUGUGGAUCAAGUGAUCCAGCAGACUGAUAGAGAUAAGGAUGGAAAGCUGAAUUUUAAAGAAUUUAAAGAUAUGUUGGGGGAAACACAAGAAAGUUUUAAUACGAAAAAUUCUAAUUAUUAA